This is a messenger RNA of Topomyia yanbarensis, 531 nucleotides long. RefSeq lists its product as uncharacterized. The transcript has 2 exons. The record is from RefSeq and is a predicted model, not a curated record. Lineage: Eukaryota; Metazoa; Arthropoda; Insecta; Diptera; Culicidae. Bases 55 to 495 code for a protein of 146 amino acids.
UAGCUCUUCAAAGUGUCAAGUUAGAAUCUUCUCCGAAACUAACAACCUCCGAAAAUGAAGACUAUCGUCGCUUUGAUGUUCGCCACAUUGACCAUCGCCGCUCAGGGUUCAUACGUCCAAUCGGUGUGGCCUUCCAACUCACUCGGCUGGAAUUCCUGGAACGGAUUGAACAACGGCUGGAGCGGUUGGAACAGCUGGGAUGAUCACAGCUCGGUUGCCUGGCCGCUCGCAUCCGGACGUACGUGGCCAUCGGCAGCAUGGCCAGCUGCUUCUCUCUACAACCAGGGCUGGAAUGGAUGGUACGCACCGAAAACAACCGUCGUCCAGGCCAACAUUGCCAAGGUCAACCCGUGGGGACUGCCGUGGGCUUCCUACGGACAUGGUUACAAUAAUUAUCUGGGAGAAGUCCCAACUGCCAUUGCUGCCAAUCCGGGAGCGGUUCACGUGGCUCCACUCGUUGGACAUGCCGUCAACCAGAAGCUGAUUGUUGCCUAACCGUAGUACAGAUUCUUUUUUUUUUGCGAUUGUGAU